This is a messenger RNA of Exophiala mesophila, 1252 nucleotides long. Its product is annotated as DNA repair protein. The transcript has a single exon. Bases 145 to 1239 code for a protein of 364 amino acids. Lineage: Eukaryota; Fungi; Ascomycota; Eurotiomycetes; Chaetothyriales; Herpotrichiellaceae. Gene Ontology annotation, molecular function: damaged DNA binding. The record is from RefSeq and is a predicted model, not a curated record. Gene Ontology annotation, cellular component: nucleotide-excision repair factor 1 complex. Gene Ontology annotation, biological process: nucleotide-excision repair involved in interstrand cross-link repair; UV-damage excision repair; nucleotide-excision repair, DNA damage recognition.
AAGUGAUACGUCAUGUCUGCCUGCAAUUCCGAUUCACAUGCACUACAUUUCUAUCUGCCUUGAACGUGGCAAUUAAUCGCAUCAACCUCUCCGACCCCUACGUGAGACGCUUCGCCCUCAGCGCAAGCCACAGUCGCAAUAGUCAUGUCCACGCGACCUACUACCCCGCCUCUUCCUGCCUCCAACCCUCAAGCACAAUCACCUCUAACGCCCGAACAAGUAAGACGGAUAGAGAUCAAUCGCUUGAAGGCCAAAGCGCUGCGAGAGCAGCGCGAGUCAGAGGCAGCGAGCAAUGCGUCUCUCCAGAGAUCAGACUCUACGCCAUCGACAGCCGGUCAGAAGAGAUCCUUUGCUACAUAUUCCCAAGUUCCUGCGAGUAGUCGAGAUGCUCGAAAUGAGGCAAACCCAGAGCGACCUCUGGAUGCAAUCCAGCCGUCGCGCAACUUUGCCAAAUAUGUCGAGUACGAUUUCAGCAAGAUGACGGACACAAAGGGUGGGUUUCUGACAGCAGAUGAUGAUCCUCACAACAAAGCCCUUCAUACCCCCGAGCAGGAACAGAAGCCGUCUCAUAUGACUCAAAAGGAGUGGGAGAGACAGCAGCUACUACGAUCCCUGCGAAAUCAAAGGGCAGGCCCUUUUGAACCUGGAAUCAGUGCCGGUGCGGACGAAGCCACAAGGCCUUGUCGUGAAUGUGGUACUCGAGAGGUUGAUUGGAAAUGGCUCGAAGUCUUUGACAUUUCCGUCUGCAGCGCUUGCAAGGACAAAUACCCAGACAAAUAUAGCCUGCUCACCAAGACAGAAGCCAGGGAAGACUACCUACUGACAGAUCCGGAGCUGAAGGACGAAAAUUUAUUGCCUCAUCUCGAGAGACCAAAUCCUCACAAGUCAUCCUGGCACAAUAUGUUUUUGUAUCUUCGGUGUCAGGUGGAAGAGUAUGCCUUUUCAGACAAGAGAUGGGGAUCUGCCGAGGCGUUGGAUGCCGAAUUUGCUCGACGUGAAGUGGAAAAGAAACGACGAAAAGAAAACAAGUUCAAGACCAAGCUGGCAGAUCUCAAGAAACGUACGCGGGUCGAGGCGCAUCAACGAAGUCGUAAAGGCGGAGGAGGGAAUUUUGGGGACGACCUGGGUGAUGGGCAGCAUGAGCAUGAUUUUGGCCGCCCGAUUGACAAUCCCGAGACUGGAAUACCGGUCAAAAAGUGUACGAUAUGCGGCAUAGAGAUUGAAGAGCUUGACCUAUGAAUGUCAUCGUGUG